AAACAGAAAAUAUCGUUUGCUGACCAUCAUUGUUGGCUGUAAGGAAUAUCAAGCUGACAGAAAAGCAUGACGGGUGCUUUAAAGGUUUUCCUCCUUCUACUUCAAGGUCGCUUAUACGUGACGUUUGAAAUCACCAUGCCUCUGAGAAUAGAUGGACUAACUGGAUCCUGUGUGAAGGUCCCCUGCACUUUCGACUUCAACUCAAAGUUUGAUGGAGAUCUGGAUAAUUCUUGCAAAGCAAUUUGGAUCAGAGGAAGCACGUCCGGAACAUUUGUGUUUGAUUCCGACCUCACUGGAGAUCAGGCAAGCGGAAACAUCACAGGGAACCUGCAGAACAAGGAGUGCACCACCAUCUUCUACAACAUGCCACUGUCCCAUUCUGACAACUACUACUUCAGGAUUCAGUGUAAUAACAGUCUGAUUGCCACCUAUCCAACAGGAGUCCGUAUCACCACUCAAAAUUCACUGGACCAACCUACCAUAACUCCAUCUACACUGGAGGUAGAGGAGGGGGCUCUGGUGACGUUGAACUGCAUGGCUGUAGCUCCGUGUCCCAUCCUUCCCCCAGAUCUGACUUGGACCCCCAGGAUAGGUGACAUUGAGGAGAAACAUGAAUCUGAAUCCAUGGUCUCUGUUAUGAACUUCACCUCUUCUUACCUCCACAAUGGACAGAAUCUUUCAUGCACCGCUCUCUACAAACCACAAGCUGGCAACACCGACCUUCGGUUUGAAAAGUUUAUGACCCUCCAUGUUCUUUAUCCUCCAAAGAACACAUCAGUCAGCUACUCUGCUACAGCAAAAGAGGGCAGCUUGGUGAAUCUGACCUGCAACGUCAAUGCCAAUCCAGCUGUUUACACUUGGUACAAAGUGAAUGGGUCUGAUGUGGGUUCGGGGAAAAGGUUUUCCACCACUGUCUCAGAAGUUGACAGACACUUUUACUGUAAAGUCAGUAACAGAUACGGAACCCAGAACUCAUCCAUCACUCAGAUAGACGUACGAUUUCCUCCCAAGGAAACUACAAUAAUCAUUGAGCCUAGAGGUCCACUUUUGGAGGGCAGCUCUGUUUCUCUGCUUUGUAAAAGCCGGGCCAACCCACCUGUAACCAACUACACCUGGUACAAAGGUGAUGAAGAGGAAAAGGAGGCUGGAUCAAGUUUGGUUUUAAACGAUGUCAAACCAAGCAGCAGUGGUGACUACUACUGUGCGGCAAUAAAUGAGCAUGGGGACCAAAAUUCAACACUGAUUCGGCUGGACAUUCAGUAUCUCCCUAAGAACACCUCGGUGUCUGUUGACCCCUCUGGUCCGGUGCAGGACGGCAGCUCUGUAACUCUGACCUGCACAAGCAUCGCCAAUCCAGCAGCAGUGAAUUUCACCUGGUUCAGAGCGGCUGGAAUAGAGGUGAAGGUGAUGGGCUCUGAGAGAGACCUCACCUUCAAUGUGACCAAACUCUCAGAAGAUCAGUAUUACUGUGAAGCUCUGAAUGUCCACGGACCUGGCACCUCAGAGCGUGUCAGCUUUGACGUCACAUUUCCUCCAGAGAUCCUGUCUUCUUCCCGUUGCAUCAAGAUUUCAUCCAUGAUCCGAUGUUCCUGCUACAGCCAGGGGAACCCGCCUCCCUCCCUGGUUUGGAAGUUGGCCGGAGAGCCUGUCACUCACUCUGCUGCCAUCCCAAUCAGGGAAGAGUCCCUGGGGAACGUGGGCAUGAAGAGCAUCAUCACCCUGUACGAUCUGGACGAAGAUGCGCUCUCUCUAGUCUGCCUCAGCAUCAACUCACUGGGUUCUGACAGUUUUGCUUUUAACAUGUCGCUUAGCAAAGGCCUCCACUCUUUGUCUUUUGGGAUCGGUUUUGCAGUGGCAGCUCUGGGCAUGCUGCUGGUGUGUGUACUGCGGCUGCUAAUCUACUACCGGAAAGGAAAGGUCAUCUCUUCCUCGGACAAGGGAAAGGCGGAGACAUGCAACCCUGUAGAUACUAAUGAGGUCGUCUUGACCAUGUCUACAUCCCAAAUGCUUUGAGUUGCUGCCUUGUAAUUGGCUGAUUAGAUAUUUGUGUUACAAAGCAGUUGAACAGGUGUAACUAAUACAUUGGCCAGUGAGUGGAACCUUUUAUUCUGCUUCUGGGAAGGUAAUGACAGAACUUAGCGGGAGUAAAAAAAAGAAGAUUGAAAUGAACUAUUGUUA
Molecule: messenger RNA, 2178 nt
Organism: Trematomus bernacchii (emerald rockcod)
Lineage: Eukaryota; Metazoa; Chordata; Actinopteri; Perciformes; Nototheniidae
Product: sialoadhesin-like
Source: RefSeq, a predicted model, not a curated record